Chrysochloris asiatica (Cape golden mole) is the source of this 1131-nucleotide messenger RNA. It is a transcript of the gene OTUD6B, whose product is annotated as OTU domain containing 6B. The record is from RefSeq and is a predicted model, not a curated record. Gene Ontology annotation, biological process: protein deubiquitination. Gene Ontology annotation, molecular function: cysteine-type deubiquitinase activity. Lineage: Eukaryota; Metazoa; Chordata; Mammalia; Afrosoricida; Chrysochloridae.
AUGGUACCCAGGGUGAGGGUUGAGGGGUGGGGUAAGGUGAGUGCUAAACCGUGGUGCAGGUUUCUUCCAGCGUGUCUGGGCUGUUUGGUCGUCAUGGAGGCAGUCUUGACGGAGGAACUUGAUGAUGAGGAGCAGCUGUUGAGAAGGCAUCGCAAAGAGAAGAAGGAGUUACAAGCUAAAAUUCAGGGUUUGAAGAGUGCUGUUCCCAAGAAUGACAAAAAGAGGAGGAAGCAACUCAUAGAAGAUGUUGCUAAGUUGGAAGCAGAAAUGGAGCAGAAGCAGAAAGAGGAGCUGGAGCAGUUGAAGCUGACAAAUAAGGAGAAUAAAAUAGAUUCUGUUGCUGUUAACAUUUCAAACAUGGUUCUUGAGACUCAGCAGCCUCGGAUAACAAAAGCACAAAAGAGACGGGAAAAAAAAGCUGCAUUGGAAAAGGAGCGGGAAGAAAGAAUAGCUGAAGCUGAAAUUGAGAACUUAUCUGGAGCCAGACACAUAGAGUCUCAGAAACUUGCUGAAAUAUUGGCCUCCAGGCAGUUGGAAAUUAAACAGAUUCCAUCUGAUGGCCACUGCAUGUAUAGAGCCCUAGAAGAUCAGCUGAAGGAACGGGAUUGCCCUCUGACUGUGGCUGUCUUAAGAAGUCAAACUGCUGCAUAUAUGCAAAGCCAUGUGGAAGACUUCCUGCCAUUUUUAACAAACCCUAAUACAGGAGAUCUGUAUACGCUAGAAGAUUUUAGAAAGUACUGUGAUGAUGUUGUAAACACAGCUGCAUGGGGAGGUCAGCUUGAGCUAAGAGCACUGUCUCACGUUUUACAAACCCCGAUAGAAGUAAUACAGGCAGAUUCUCCUCCUAUUAUAGUUGGUGAAGAGUACCCGAAAAACCCAUUAAUGCUUGUAUACAUGAGGCAUGCGUAUGGGUUAGGAGAACAUUACAAUUCUGUUACACAGUUGAUAAGAACUACUGAAAAUUGCAGCUAGUUUAUAAAAUGUUGCUUAAUUAUGUUUUAGUGCAGUGUGACGAUCUGAGUAUUCAUAUCAAGUGCUGGAUUGUUCUAAAUGUUACUGAAAAACACAGCUACCUUAAAUGAGUUUUUUGGCAAAGCUAUUAACAAGUUUUUCAGAAAUGUAUCAGAGAUA